Messenger RNA from Geodia barretti, 330 nucleotides. Lineage: Eukaryota; Metazoa; Porifera; Demospongiae; Tetractinellida; Geodiidae. The record is from the annotation of a GenBank genome assembly.
AUGAUUAAUCUACAGGAGUUUAUCAAAUCUUUUAACGCCCAGACGCAGUAUCAAACCGGGAUGGUGGUGACAACCGUCAUCACUUGUUAUAGCGAUCGGUCGUUUAGUUUCAGCGUAAAGUCCCCGCCUGCCGCAAUCUUACUCAAAGCCGCAGCAAAGAUUGCCAAAGGUUCUGGUGAACCCAAUCGGAACAAGGUUGCUUCCGUUACAAUGGAGCAAAUCCGAGAAAUCGCGCAGACGAAGUUACCUGACCUAAAUACCACAGACUUAGAGGCAGCAAUGCGGAUGGUAGAAGGAACCGCUCGUAGCAUGGGGCUGACGGUUAAUUAG